This is a messenger RNA of Zootermopsis nevadensis, 2855 nucleotides long. RefSeq lists its product as uncharacterized. The record is from RefSeq and is a predicted model, not a curated record. Gene Ontology annotation, biological process: regulation of gene expression. Gene Ontology annotation, cellular component: nucleus. NCBI's taxonomy places the organism in Eukaryota, Metazoa, Arthropoda, Insecta, Blattodea, Termopsidae.
CGGACAGGACUGCGACUAGUGACGUCAUCGUAGCAGAGAGAAGGAUAGGGAAUGUGUCGGAUAUGAGAGGUUAACAGCUGUGGAAGGGUUGAAGACCGUUAGUAUUAAAGUUAAACAAGCUUGUUCUCGCGUAAAAGAUAGAAAAAUGCAUGUAUUGAUAACAACGAUAUUGUCGAAAUGGUGCAGUGGAGUGGUUAGCAAACCUAUUUCAUAUCCAGAUUCUCAAUUUGUAUAUCUAUAGGGAGAACAGCUAUCGUGACUGAGGACAUGAAUGCAAUCAAAGUGGAACCUAGUUCGGAUAGUGAGACGUGCCCAGCAUCUUCACUGUGUUAUGAUCCUUAUAUUGGUGAAAAACAGGGAGAUCGAAAUGUAGCAUUUCAUUUAAUAAAGAAUGAAGUUAAGGUGGAGUCAUGUAAUGUCACUGUAGUGAAAGAAGAGGUGAUGGAUGAGAUAAAAGUAGAGGACAAUGAAAUAUGCCUGGAAAGUGUUGAGCAGACCUUGGAAAAAGGAGAGUAUAUAGAUAAUGACAUUUCCUCAGUUGAAUCUGAUGUUUGUUUUAGAAACAAAUUUGAAUAUAUCAGAGAAGGUGCUAGUUGUAUUGAGAAUAACUUAUAUUCAUCAUUAUGUGUUACUGCUGCAAGUGGCAGACUUAAGAAGGCAAAUAUUAAGUGUUUAAAAUGUGAAGUGUGCAGUACUUUAUUUUCAAAGAAGAAAUUACUUAUAAGGCAUUUUCGUAGACAUACAGGAGAAAAACCAUACAAGUGUAAGAUAUGCAACAAAGGAUUCCCUCAGAGUGGAGAUCUCACCAGACAUGUACGCACUCACUCUGGAGAAAAACCUUUUCAAUGUGAUAUUUGUAACAAGGAAUUCUCACAGAGUGGCAAUCUAUUGACACACAUACGAACUCACACUGAGGAGGAGAAAGGAUAUAAGUGUGUGAAAUGUAAUAUAGUAUUCAAACAGAAUGGACGACUUGCAAGGCACAUGGUUCGCCAUACUGGGGAAGAUCCCUACCAAUGUGAAAUCUGCACCAAAGUUUUCUCUCGAUAUAAGUAUUUAGCUAUACAUAAACAGACACAUUCAGGUGAAAAACCAUACAAAUGUGAACAGUGUAAGAAAACAUUCUCAAGAAGUAGUGAUUUUUCAAGACAUAUACAUGCUCACAGGAAGGAGAGAUCAUACAUAUGUGAUGUGUGCAAAAAGCAGUUCACACGCAGUGGAAAUCUUGAGGUGCAUAAACGUAUUCAUACAGGUGAAAAACCUUUCAAAUGUGAACUGUGCAGCAAAGGAUUUUCUCAACGUGGAAAUCUUGUCACACACAUGCGCACACAUUUAUCUAACAUGGACAGAAUCAAAGCUGAACCUAUGUUGGAAGGUGAGAGUUCCUUAGUAAUAUCACCAGAUGAAGAAAAGUGUAUUGAUAUUAAGCAGGAAGCAUAUGAGUUACCAGUACAGUCUUCUUUUAUUAAGCAGGAAGUCACUGAAGAAUCAUUCGAUAAUGUUAUAACCAAGAAGGAGUUAAAAGAGGAAGAAACAGAUGAUGUCAGCAUAGAGCAACUGGCCAGGCAUGAAGAUGGCGAUAACACUGAUAGCAGAACAAAACAACUUAAGCAGUCGUCUCACAGACAUCAGGAGCAUGUUGGGAAAGAGCGAUCCCUUGUCACUCCCACAGAAACAAUAUCCUGUGGCACGCAUAAAAUAAAUCGUCUCGAAAUUACUGACUUGUUUUCAAGAAAAGGACAUGGUGAAAAUGCCAAGCAUGCUGUCAAGGGCAUUUUAAUUUACAGAUGUGGGUUUUGUAACAGAGUAUUCUCACUUAUUCAGAAUCUGGAGACACACAUGCUUACCCAUGGAGGGGAUAAACCAUAUAAAUGUGGAAUAUGCGAUAAAGGUUUCUCACAAAGUACAUAUCUUACGAUGCAUAUGCGCCGUCACACAGGACAGAAGCCCUUUAAAUGUGAAGAGUGUAAUAAAUGCUUUUCGGUAAAACAUAAUCUUGCAGCACACCAACUUAUACAUUCUGGAAAGAAACUAUACGCAUGUGAUAUCUGCGAAAAGUCUUUUUUGAGAAGGCAUCUUCUUAAUUUACAUAAGCGCACCCACACUGGGGAGAAACCUUACAAAUGUAAAAUCUGUAACAGAGGAUUUGCAAGAAACUGUGGUCUCCAAUAUCAUAUGCGUAUACAUUCGGAAAAGAAAGAGAAUUAGUCAAAGUGAAAGACUGGUCAGAACAGUUAAGCUUGAAUCUGUUAUGUGGAUCUGUAUCAGAAUUGUUGAUACUGAGACAUUCUCAUGAAUCAGUAACAAUCAGAUGUUUUCACUGGUAAUUUACACACCUUUUUUCAGGAAGUACCUGGUUUGAACUCUGUCUGGAGUAGUAACUAUCUUUGCAGUUUUCUUUAGUCCCUGGCCUAACGUUCUGGUAGAACCCUUAAGUGGCCUCAAUACUAUAAUUUUCCCAUUAUUUAUAUAAUUUAGAACAAAAGAAUAAUAUUGAAGAUGACCUGUGGGAUGUGCUACAUAGUAUGGUAGAAGUUUAAUGGUGUUUCAGAUGUGUUUGCUGCCUCCGUUAUCAGGUUAAUCACUCUGAAUGGUUCAGCAACGAAGAAGACGGCCAUCUUCUUACUCACUGCUGUAAGAACCUGAAAUCUCAUUAUUCUAUGAGCACAUUACCACAUUUAGCUUUACUCUGCUAUACUUCAAACUCAUUUUAGUUCUGUAGAACUGCCCUUAGUAUCUUCUAUGAUGGAUAGUUUGCAUAUGAAUCACGUCUUAUAUAUUUAGAAUACUUAGUAAUUGUGUAUAAUUGCUUAUAAGAUUUUAGAAAAAAAAAGCUCACACACUUGUUUUAUAUU